Sphaeroforma arctica JP610 is the source of this 1425-nucleotide messenger RNA. RefSeq lists its product as hypothetical. Gene Ontology annotation, cellular component: VCP-NPL4-UFD1 AAA ATPase complex. Bases 1 to 1425 code for a protein of 474 amino acids. Gene Ontology annotation, molecular function: metal ion binding; polyubiquitin modification-dependent protein binding. The transcript has 9 exons. The record is from RefSeq and is a predicted model, not a curated record. NCBI's taxonomy places the organism in Eukaryota, Ichthyosporea, Ichthyophonida.
AUGCGCGAGCAUAACCGAAGGCCCAUGCGGCCGUUCCUCGUGACUGAGUAUGCAAAGGGGGGCACACCUGCACUGACCCCGGGAGCGUUCAUUCUGAAUCGUAGCGUGUCGGCUGAGCACAUCCCAUCGGUCUCCAACUUGAAUGGCAAGUCACUGAAGACACCAACUGCGAAAGUGGCGGCGCAGAUGGAUAUGGACAAGCAGCCCGGUAGAGAAGAAGCCACGUGUAAGACCCAGCACUCGCCCGAUGACAACCCAGGACCCUCUCAUAGCACUUCCGAAGUACUUGCUGGUACUGAAGUGUGUGAUGGACAGGACGUUGCCGAUUUAUCUGCUGGUGUGCCUCUUAGCGAUGGGGAGGGGGGAGACUAUCUCGUUAAAGCCACCACACUUGCGCAAACAGCGCCCGCGUCUCCUUUUUCGUCCACUUACGACAGACCGGAUGCCUCGAAGAGGGCCCGGAGCACACCUAAGCGCCGCAAAAGCAAAGAGCUCGAGGACAUAAAAUGUAAUUCUCGCAGAUGGGAUGUACCCAUCAGAGGGCGAAUGUGCUACAUCGCACAGGCCAGACCCAGCACAGUCAUACCCAUGGUAGUCACGAGCUACCGCAACCAGAUACGCUGUGUGGACGGGUUCUAUGUUACCACCAGAUACACCGACACCACCCGCGCCCUCACCAAUCCACCCUGCGACGCCUGUGGGGUACUGGCGCGCAAGAGCAAGUGCCUGUUUGACAACUGCGGCGACUGUUGCCGGGAUGUGAAUAACAAUCCUUGUAAAGUACACCGGACGAAGGCGGAUGCUAUGUUCUUGCAACUCAAGGCCGAUGUUAGAAGGCAAAAGCUCCGCAAGCAACAUGGCAUGUGCCUUAUGUAUCAGGCGGGUCAGUGUCGCAAAGGCUCCGCAUGUUACUAUGACCACGGAGAGGGCCCGGAGAUGCUGGACAUUGACUCUGAGAUCGGCACACCUCUGCGUAUAACACUGUGUGUCAGGGACUACGCCAAUGAAAGCGAACGCAGCACGCGCAACGACAAGAUGUCUCUGCCACAAAGCGUGCUGAUGACAGCUUUGGCGAAGGAGAUAAGCUCGCCUUUUACGUUUCAAAUCAACCAGAGGGGUAGCAAUGUGAUGACUCACGGAGGUGUGUGGGAGUUCACUGCGCCAGAGAACACUGUCCUGCUAACGCCCUUGAUGCAGGCGCGUCUUGGGGUUCGUAGUGGUGACAUGGUUGAACUAAAGUCCGUUUCGCUACCUAGCGGCACGUUUGCAAAGUUCAAAGCCCUCGAUAUGUUGUCAUGGCAACGCAUCCCAACCGCCAUGGUGCGGUCACUGCUGGAGUUUGAGCUAAGGAAGCACCAGACGCUGGGCGUGGGCAGCGUCGUGGACGUGGUGUUCGCGGACAAAAAAUGCGAAUUAGAAGUGUAA